Molecule: messenger RNA, 1918 nt
Organism: Limulus polyphemus (Atlantic horseshoe crab)
Lineage: Eukaryota; Metazoa; Arthropoda; Merostomata; Xiphosura; Limulidae
Product: proton-coupled folate transporter-like
Exons: 5
Coding region: 515-1900 (461 amino acids)
Biological process (GO): transmembrane transport
Cellular component (GO): membrane
Molecular function (GO): transmembrane transporter activity
Source: RefSeq, a predicted model, not a curated record
GUGUACUCACCGAAGAACCUUCUGAUGCUACAGCUUCUAUGAAAGCGCUGUGUUCGCAUAAACCGAAUUUUAAAUAACACUUAGUUUGGAUUUCAUUAUGCGUUUUGUACUUAGAUCAUCAUAAUAUACUACAACCUAGGUUCUGUGUCGAAUACUAAAGCGAUUUACCAGGUUCCUGGUCGCUCAGCAGUGUACUCUUAUGAGAUUACAGUGCUAAAAUUCGGAGUUCGAUUCUGCGGCAGAUGGUGCAUAUAGCUUAUUGUACGUACAAGUUUUGAGCUGAAACAAGACAACAAUAACUUUUUAUUACAGUAUUUUAUUUUACUUUUGUACUUCUAAAAUUUCAGAAUUAUAAAAGAUGGGGAUUUUAUAUAUUAUGUAACUGACAUAUAAUAGCCCCAAAGUAUUAAUUCUUUAUGUGAUUUUACUGUCUGAAGAGCUGUUGAGAAUUAGCUGAUUUAACAAAUUAUUGUAAGCAUUCUGUAGGAAUAGAUCAUCGCGUUUCUCUAAUUUUAUGAUGGAAGACGAAAUUGAAAGCCUACCUCAGGAAAACGAAAACAAAUGUAUUCAAGAAAAAGUAUCAUACUUCAAAUUCUACCUUCGGAUUGUGAAAACUUUGAGGAUCGAGCCUUUCCUCUUCUUAUUCAUGUUUGGUGAGUCAGCACGACGGGUUUCCCUCCAGAACCUUCUUGAAGACAAGGCUUGUCGACUAUAUUUUCAAUUUCCAACAGAAGUCUGUUCCAAUUUGUCUAACUACACCUUGAAAGAAGACGAUGUAAUGAGAGUCGCCAACAAUUAUUCCUUGAUGACUACUUUGGUAGCUACUAUUCCGGCCAUAUUUCUAUCAGUGAUAAUUGGUCCAUGGAGCGACAAGCAUGGCCGAAAAAUGCCUAUAUUGAUUGCUACUUUUGGGGUUAUUCUUGAACUCCUGGGUUACUUGUUAACUGCCAUUUACUUUGACUUGCCUCUCUAUUACACCAUUUUAUCUGCCAUACCAUCAGGUUUAACAUCAGGGAUGAUUACCAUCCUUGGCUCAGUAUUCAGCAUGGCUUCAGAAAAUACUUCUGAGAACUACCGGACACUAAAAUUCUUUCUCCUAGAAGUAUCAUUCGUUCUAGGAGCUCCCCUAGGAACUGAAGUCGGUGGUCAGUUGUACAAAUCUUAUGGAUACGUAAGUGUGUUCGCUGUAUCAUUAGGAGCAGUUGUUACCUCCUUUCUCUGGGUUCUGAUAUUUAUCAAAGAUGAGCAAAAAUAUGAGCAGCAAAUUAAAACAAAGGAUUUGAUAAAAGAUCUUCUUUCGUUUGAGAAUAUAAAAGAUAGCUUCCGAACCUGUGUCAAAAAGAGAGACAACUACGUGCGAGCUCAGAUCUGGCUUCUUAUCAUCACUAUGUGUUGUCUAUUGCUGAGUUUUUUGGGUCCAAUGAGCAUCAGUUAUUUUUACGUUCAAAAGAUGUACGACUGGGACGUCACUAAAUACUCUGAUAUCAGUGCCAUCUUUAGUGUAACAAAUAUAGUUCUAAUGCUACCAUUGGUUAUAGUUCUAACGAAAUUUUACAAUAUCAAAGAACCUGCCAUUGGUAUACUAGGAUCACUUUCUAUGAUGUCAGGAAAUAUUAUUAAGGGCCUAGCCAUUUAUCAAUGGUUGUACUAUUUGUCCAGUGUUGUUACCAUACCAGCCUUACUGGCUCCCAUAUCCGUCCGCUCUCGACUCUCCAAACUAGUUCCUCAGGAUGAGCUGGGAAAAGUGUUCGCUAUGUUGGCAACGAUAGAGUCCGUUAUACCCGUUUUGGGGAAUUCGCUGUUUUCUCUACUGUACAAUGCAACUAUCAACAUUAAUCCAGGAAUCAGUUACCUGAGCGCAAGCAGUUUUGUUAUAUUACCAAUCAUCGUUUUCGUGUAAAUAUACUACUAUGUGGUC